This is a messenger RNA of Gastrolobium bilobum, 1559 nucleotides long. Its product is annotated as probable fructokinase-7. The transcript is spliced from 7 exons. NCBI's taxonomy places the organism in Eukaryota, Viridiplantae, Streptophyta, Magnoliopsida, Fabales, Fabaceae. Gene Ontology annotation, biological process: fructose metabolic process. The record is from RefSeq and is a predicted model, not a curated record. Gene Ontology annotation, molecular function: fructokinase activity. Bases 240 to 1286 code for a protein of 348 amino acids. Gene Ontology annotation, cellular component: cytosol.
AAUUAUAAAGUAAAAAUCUGGGUGCUGUGGCUCGUUGUUGUUGAAUUCAUUUUUUUAUUUUUCUCAUCAUUUCUUCUUAUAAGACCAACCCAUUUCUCUCCUUCUUCUCAUCUACCCUCAUGCUUCCUGUUACUCUCUCUGCAUAACACAACAACAUAGUUGAUAGGUUCCCCUUCUUCUUUCUCCGAAAUAUUCUGUUUUCUUGGUUCCAAAAUCUCAUACCUCCAUUGCCUUAAUACAUGGCUCCAUCUACCCUCUCAGGUAAAUCCAAUGAUCUCACAAAAGAAGAUUGCAAAGAAACAAGUUCACUCGUUGUUUGCUUUGGGGAAAUGUUAAUAGACUUUGUGCCAACAGUGGGAGGAGUGUCACUAGCUGAAGCACCUGCUUUCAAGAAAGCUCCUGGUGGAGCUCCUGCCAAUGUGGCUGUUGGUAUCUCUAGACUUGGGGGUUCAUCUGCUUUUAUAGGCAAGGUUGGAGCAGAUGAAUUUGGGUAUAUGUUGACUGACAUUUUAAAGCAGAACAAUGUUGAUACGUCAGGUAUGCGGUUUGACUCUAAUGCAAGAACUGCAUUAGCUUUUGUUACACUAAGAGCUGAUGGCGAGCGUGAGUUCUUGUUUUUCCGGAAUCCAAGCGCUGAUAUGCUUCUUCAUGAGUCAGAACUUGAUAAAAAUCUCAUAAAGCAGGCUAGAAUAUUCCAUUAUGGCUCCAUCAGCUUGAUUGAUGAGCCAUGUAAAUCAGCUCACCUUGCUGCUAUGAACAUUGCCAAAAACUCUGGUUGCAUUCUCUCUUAUGAUCCGAAUUUGAGAUUGGCACUAUGGCCAUCAGCAGAGGCUGCUCGGAAAGGCAUAAUGAGUAUAUGGGAUCAAGCUGAUGUCAUAAAGAUAAGUGAGGAUGAGAUUACAUUUUUGACUGGAGGUGAUGAUCCUUAUGAUGAUAAUGUUGUAUUGAAGAAACUUUUUCAUCCUAAUCUCAAGCUUUUGAUCGUUACUGAAGGGUCAGAGGGUUGUAGAUAUUACACCCAGGAAUUUAGGGGCAGGGUUGCAGGUGUUAAAGUUAAACCUAUUGACACAACUGGUGCUGGUGACGCAUUUGUUAGUGGGAUUCUAUACAGUAUAGCUUCUGACCAAAGUAUUCUUAAGGACGAGAAACGUCUCAGAAUGGCUCUAUAUUUUGCUAAUAUAUGUGGUGCCAUCACUGUAACUGAGAGAGGUGCAAUUCCUGCACUACCUACAAAGGAAGCUGUCUUGCAAUUCUUACUAGAAGCAGCUACAAUACAGCAAAACUGAAAGUUUUUUUGGUUAUAAAUUGUUGUUAAGCUAUAGCAUAGGUGAUGCUGAGCCUUUUUCAUUGGCCCUGUAUUUUUCUUAUAUAAAUUCAAGUUGUGUCUUGGUCUCUCAAGUUUUGGCUGGUAACAGCUGAGCACACAAAAAUUAACCGUUCAGGUUGAAGUGCUCUAGAUUUAAGAUUUGUAAUAAUAAUGAAAGCUAUUCAGUUAGAGUCAAAGAAUCAAGAAAUGUUAAUAACUUUUUAUAAACUCCAUGGCUUUGAAUGAUCUGAAG